AAAUACUCGCUCUCGCUCUCUCUCUCGCUCUCUCUCUCUCGCUCUCUUUUUCAGGACACUGGGAAGUGAUCCUCUCAAGUCAGCCAAGCUGGAAAUACCGACCAGGCCACAGUCACUUUCCAAAUUUAACCCAGUGCAGUGGUGGGUCCAGGGGCCUGAUUGGUCACCCUCUGUUGGAUAGUAUCAGUCUGGCAGUGUCACGCUGUACGACCAGGAGCUGGUCUUUGGCUCUGCAGAUCUGUGGGUAUUGCUCUCUCCCCAUGUCCAUAUGGACCCCAUGAUGAAGGAGGAUGAUACUGAGGAGACAGAGAUAGACCUGGGAGAUUCUGAACCGGAGGAUUCAGAUGAGCGGGAGGAGCCGGAGCCCUUGUGGAAGGCUCCUGCAAGGGAGGAGGAGGAGGAGGAGGACAUGACAUCAGCGUUGGUGGACAUCAGUGAUACCAAGCCUCUGCUCAACAUCAGAGACCCCCGGGGAACCAAUGACUGUCUGAAGGUCACCUUUGAGGAUGUGAUAGCCGAGCCGGUGUCAGUGCGUAGUGGAGACAGGGUGUGGAUGUGGAGUAAUGCCCUGUUUGAGGUCACUAGGGUGUGGAUCUACAGGAUCGUCACAGUCCUGCUGGCUGUUCCAGUCUCCAUCCUCUCUGGACUCCUCUUUGCCAUCCUCAGCUGCCUCCACAUCUGGAUGGUUAGCCCCUUCAUUCAGAGUCUCCUCAUAGGCUCCAGCUGCCUGCAGGCGUGGUGGAGCAUAGUCCUGGAUGUCGCCGUGCGUCCCUUUCUCUCCAGCGCCGGCAAGUGCUGUGGAGGCAUCAGUGUUCACCUGGCACGGGAAUGAGAGGAUCUCUGUCACAUGUGGGACCAGGUUUGGGAUGGUCCCCUAUGCAGUCCUGUGCUGUGUUCUCUGGCUGAGGUCCUCUAGAUGGCCUCACUGUAUGUCCGGGCUUGAGCCAGGAUGUCUGAGAGCUUUCACUGACUGGACCUCUGAGCUCAGAACAGACUGGAGACUUGAAACAGUGUCUGAUGAUAUACAUACAUAGGUAAAUCAUGGUGUGAGGUUAAAUACCUACAUUGGUAUUACAUGUAGCACCUUUAUCAGAAUUGCAUGCAAUUUACAUAUUGCGUACUUGAUGGACACGCUUGGUUCAGGUGCACUUCUGACAUCUAGAUUAUUCUCUCAAUGAAGACUCACUACAGUUCAGUACCAAAGUCAUUAAAAACAACAACUGAAACAUUAAAA
Messenger RNA from Hypomesus transpacificus, 1234 nucleotides. RefSeq lists its product as uncharacterized. Gene Ontology annotation, molecular function: molecular adaptor activity. The coding region runs from base 269 to 832 and encodes 187 amino acids. Gene Ontology annotation, cellular component: caveola. The transcript is spliced from 3 exons. The record is from RefSeq and is a predicted model, not a curated record. NCBI's taxonomy places the organism in Eukaryota, Metazoa, Chordata, Actinopteri, Osmeriformes, Osmeridae. Gene Ontology annotation, biological process: caveola assembly.